Diabrotica virgifera virgifera (western corn rootworm) is the source of this 1155-nucleotide messenger RNA. RefSeq lists its product as uncharacterized. Gene Ontology annotation, molecular function: DNA binding. Lineage: Eukaryota; Metazoa; Arthropoda; Insecta; Coleoptera; Chrysomelidae. Bases 4 to 1155 code for a protein of 383 amino acids. The record is from RefSeq and is a predicted model, not a curated record. The transcript has 3 exons.
UAAAUGGAGGGGCUGCGAGACACAUUCCGAAAGGAAUUCAACAAGUCGAAAAAACAGAAAUCUGGAGAUGGUGCAGAAUCGGUAGUUACCUUCAAAUGGCCAUAUUACAAAAUACUGUUGUUUUUAUCUAAAACUGUUGAGCGACGUAAACUGCAUGGCAAUAUAUCUCCGCAAGAGGAAAACAAUAACAACUCUUCUUCCGAGUCAGAAUCUACAUUGGAAGCUGCAGACAAUGCAUACUCUCAAUCAACCAUUCAGGAGUCAUCACAACAAAUUGUAAAUACAGAUAUACACCAGCCAUCCACAUCAGGUAAUAAGUUUACAAGUACAUUCCGAACACCUAGUAGAACAACUUUGCAAAGUAAGAAAAACACAAACAAUCGUCUGAAAUAUGCUAAGAAUUCCGAGACAAAUUCAGUGGACAACAAGUUCCUCGAAAUAGAAAGAGCCAAAUUGGAAAUAUUGUCCCAACAUAAAAAUAGAGAAGACAGUGACAGUGAACGCAAAUUCCUACUGAGUCUCCUACCCUUUUUAAAGGCUGUACCUCAAAAUCGACAAUUGCUGGUGAGAAGUAAGUUGCAGCAAGUAUUUCUUGAAGAAGAACAAUUAUCUACAAGAGACGUGGCCGGAGCAGCAUAUCGUUCCAAUGAAACAAUUACAUCAACACCGUUGCCUUCUCCAAUGUCUUACACGGACACCGAUUCCUCCAGAGCGUCAUUCUAUUGUAAUGACUUAGUAUCAACACCACAUCAUUCUUCAUCUUUGCAAAAUACAGAAUCUUCCGGGGUCUCACAAUAUUCAAAUGAAAGAAGAGAAGAUGUUUCCUAUCAACAUCCAUUGUCCAUUCAGAAGUGUCUUCUGGAAAACCAACCCGCAAACGUCAGCAAUACAAUUCCACAAGAAUCAUCUUCAGAUAACUUCAUUCUUCCACGCCAACGCACAAGAUUAUACGCCAACGCCGCAGCCAAUACCAAUACCCAUCCGUCAUAUCUCUUCUGCAUAACAAAUAUCGAUCUGGACUACAACGAGGAUCAGGUCACUGCCUUGUUAACCGAACAGGAGUUCCCUACUGUUAAGCAGUGGAAAGAAAAAUCUCUCAGACUUAACCGGGAAUCUAAGGUGAUCAAGGUACUGACCACCUCGAUGGAUAAGUAG